Molecule: messenger RNA, 5220 nt
Organism: Rana temporaria (common frog)
Lineage: Eukaryota; Metazoa; Chordata; Amphibia; Anura; Ranidae
Gene: RFX4
Product: regulatory factor X4
Exons: 18
Coding region: 247-2442 (731 amino acids)
Biological process (GO): regulation of transcription by RNA polymerase II
Molecular function (GO): RNA polymerase II cis-regulatory region sequence-specific DNA binding; DNA-binding transcription factor activity, RNA polymerase II-specific
Source: RefSeq, a predicted model, not a curated record
UGACUACCAGCCAUUCAUCAGACAGACUGGCCUAUCAAUGACAUGUCUCCCAUCAGGGCUCCUAUAAAAUGAUGCUUUUUCCCAUGCAACAUCAGCAAACAUUGUGACUGGUCUGUCUCUGCCCCGCUGGAUUACCAAGUGUCCCUUUUCCCACUUCUUCUUCCCCCUUUCGCUGUGUCCAUUGCUGAGAUAGGGGGGUCAGACAUCCCCAGGAUUUUGGUCUUGUGUACUGCCCAUGGGAAGAGUAUGCAUUGUGGGAUACUGGAAGAAACAGAUAUGGACUCCACAGAAAGUUGGAUUGAACGGUGUCUCAGUGAAAGUGAAAACAAGCGAUAUUCAAGUCACUCAUCCUUGGGCAAUGUUUCUAAUGAGGAAACAGAUGAAGAGAAGGAAAAUAGGGCAUCGAAACCCCAUUCCACACCGGCCACUUUACAAUGGUUGGAAGAGAACUAUGAGAUUGCCGAGGGUGUUUGCAUCCCCAGAAGUGCCCUUUAUAUGCACUACUUGGAUUUCUGUGAGAAAAACGACACACAGCCAGUAAAUGCGGCAAGCUUUGGCAAGAUAAUUAGACAGCAGUUCCCACAACUGACCACAAGGAGACUGGGAACCAGAGGACAAUCAAAGUAUCAUUAUUAUGGCAUCGCUGUUAAGGAGGCCUCUCAAUAUUAUGAUGUUAUGUACUCUAAGAAAGGAGCCGCAUGGGUCAACGAGACGGGAAAAAAAGAAGUCACAAAGCAGACAGUGGCGUAUUCACCACGAUCCAAGCUUGGAACAUUAUUGCCAGAGUUCCCAAAUGUCAAAGACCUAAAUCUGCCAUCUAACAUCCCAGAAGAAAAGAUUUCAACAUUUAUAAUGAUGUAUAGAACCCACUGCCAAAGGAUUCUGGACACUGUAAUACGAGCCAACUUUGAUGAGGUUCAAAGUUUCCUCCUGCACUUUUGGCAAGGCAUGCCUCCACACAUGCUGCCAGUCCUGGGCUCGUCCACGGUGGUGAAUAUAGUGGGAGUGUGUGAUUCUAUACUGUAUAAAGCCAUCUCCGGCGUUUUGAUGCCAACUGUAUUACAAGCAUUGCCUGACAGUUUGACACAAGUUAUAAGAAAAUUUGCAAAACAGCUGGACGAAUGGUUAAAAGUGGCUCUGCACAACCUUCCGGAAAACUUACGAAAUAUCAAAUUUGAGCUGUCCAAAAGGUUCUCACAAAUCCUUCGACGACAGACAUCUUUAAACCAUCUGUGUCAAGCAUCACGGACAGUGAUACACAGCGCAGAUAUUACAUUUCAGAUGCUGGAAGACUGGAGGAAUGUUGACCUUAAUAGCAUUACCAAACAGAGUCUGUAUACUAUAGAAGAUUCCAGAGACGAGCACAGGAAGCUGAUUGUCCAGUUGUACCAGGAAUUUGAUCAUUUAUUAGAAGAACAAUCUCCAAUAGAAGCUUACAUUGAUUGGCUGGAUUCCAUGGUAGACCGAUGUGUUGUAAAAGUAGCAUCCAAAAAAACUGGCUCCCUGAAGAGAGUGGCACAACAGUUCCUUUUAAUUUGGUCUUGCUUUGGUACAAGAGUCAUUCGGGAUAUGACAUUGCACAGUGCACCAAGUUUCGGGUCAUUCCACCUCAUACACCUAAUGUUUGAUGACUAUGUCCUCUAUUUAUUGGAGUCUUUACACUGCCAAGAGAGAGCCAAUGAACUUAUGAGGGCCAUGAAGGGAGAAUCACAGAGUGAAGUCACAGAUGAAAUGAUACUGUCAGAGCCUGCCAUUUCUACACCCUCUCCAAUCCCAUUUUCACCGGCUGCAUCUUCAACUUUAGCUGAAAUCCCAUCCGCAACUUCCCCCGGGAACCAUUCUCCAGACAGUGGAGUCGCAUUGGUGACGACAGGUACAAUGCAGUCAUAUACAUGGUCUCUAACCUACACUGUCACCACAGCUGCUAAUGGACCUCCUGAGAGCCCCCAGCAAGUCCCGUGUAUGAGGAGUGCACACAUGUCCCCUUCUGUCACGCAUCGAAUACCUGUAUAUCCGCAUCGAGAAGAACAUGGGUAUACAGGGAGCUAUAAUUAUGGAACUUACAGCAAUCAGAGUCAUCAUCCAAUAGCAUCGCAAUAUACAUCUUUACCCCACGAGGCUGGAAUUACGGGACCACUUCAUUAUACAGCCUACCACAGAAGCACCUCCCAGUACCCAUUUAACAGCCAGACACGUAUGGAUCCCUGUCUGAUGAGCAGCACUCCCCGACUUCAUCCAAGUCAAGUGGCACCACGCUGGCCAGAUGUGGCAUCAGGCAACAGCUGCUAUACCUCCCCUUCCAUGCACUCUGGCAGAUAUGGGAGCUCUACCGACAUGUACACAUCCUUGGCUACACGAAGGAACUCAGACUAUGAUCACAUGCAGCAUUUUCCUGGCUUUGCAUAUAUAAAUGGGGAGGCAAGCACAGGCUGGGCCAAGUGAAGCAUGUGCUGAAGACUUUUCAGAACUUCUAAGACUAUUUCUAAAAUUAUAAGAACCUGAUUAUAAAAAGGGCAUAGUUUAAAAAAACAGACAUGUACAGUGAAUAAAUGUCCUUGUAGUAAAUGAGAAUUUAUUGCUACUGUAGAGCACUAUAUGGGACCAAAUGGUGCCUUUCAAAUGUUAAUGAGUUAUUUCUGUUUAUGUGAUCCCAGUUCCAGAUAAAUAAUUAUGUUCCAUUUUGGAUGUUAACAAUAUCGUUGGAAGCAGGGGAAAGAAGAAUUGUACUUGCUGCCAAAAGCAACCCAUCAGCAUUUCCAUUUUAUAGUUCUAAAGCAACAUGGGGGAACAAAAGGGUAGAAUCUGAUUGGUUGUGAUAAGUAGCAUUAAUUAUUCCCUUUUCAGACAAUUUUGAGCAUGAGUCCCCUCUAUAAUUAGAGGUCCUAAAAUGCUUAUUUUCAUGUUUAAACCUGGAUUGGAAAAUCUUAAUGAUUUUUAUGGUCAACGCCUUUACUUUCCCUUUUUUAUUAGGUCCUCUUCAUGUUCAUGAACAAAUGGCACCUUAACGCAUCUAGGUAGUCCACUGCACUUGUGUUAUAGUACACCACAAUACAUACAAAGUCUUUGUGGUCACUAAGCAAUGGUUUCUUAUGCUCCUUAGAAAGUAGAUGGUUCUUUUACUACUGAGCUACAGUGGGAAUGUUGGUUAAAGCAGGAAUAAGGCCUUGUUUACAUCCCACAAUUUGAGAUUGUGGGCAGAAUCAUACCCGUGAUCCCCAGUCACGUGGAGCUUGCUGUACAACGCACGUUUGGGUACCAGUAUCACUUUAAUGGCACCCCAAAUAGGACUGCCCAUUCAAGUGGUUGGCUGGCCCUAUGUGACAUGCAAAAGUGUGUUCAGAAUGCUCCAAAAAAAAUCUUGUUUCCGCUACGCAAAAGUGUGAAUGCAGCCUAAAAGUUACACUGGAUGAUGCCUGCCAGUGGAUAUGAACAAAGUUCAGUGUUACUAAAAAAAGGAGCAGACAAAAUCUGGAGCAUGGCAACCAAUCAGCUUUUAUCUUCAGCUUAUUCAGUAAGCCAAUUGGUUGCCAUGCACAGCUGCUCCAGAUUCUGUCUGCUCCAGUCUUACGGUUCGUACACACUACUAUUUUUUUUGUUCAAUCCAGUGGGAACCACUGUACAAACUAUGCAAUGUUAGUACAGUGAUUCACCCUGCUGUUCUAUUAUGUUCUGACGGUGGACUGCCCCCCGCUAGAACACUCCGGUAGACCUUUUUCAGUCAUGCUGAAUGGCUGGCUCCUGUCAGACCGGCUGCAGCACAUAUGGGCCAAAUGUUAAACCAGCCAAUGCCGCAUGAUGUUUUCCCAGCUAGACUAAGGCCUAAGGAAUCUGUAUUCCCAACCUAAAGAGCAGUUAUCAGGAGUAGCCAGACUUUGAAGCAUUAUUUCAUUACCCCUUCUUUAAACCAUCAUUGAGUUAAAUAUUUUCAAAACAGAGUAGGUCAAGCUAAUAAUAAAACUCAAAAAGUUGAAAUGUUGGCCCAGGUAUUUAAAGAUCUAACACCAAUUACACUGCUUUUAGAUUAUGUUAAUCUCCCCAAUAAGUUUAGUAUUGCAUUUUGAGAAGUUCCAAAAGCAAAAUUAUCAACCAGUGACCAGUAUUGAAGAUGGCCAUAAACAUUAGAUGUCCAUAGAAUGAUGUGUAAGGGCCUGUGUUGAUGGGCUUUUGUUCACUUCAGAUGGAUUUUGCAUUCCCAUACAAGUCUAUAGGAAUGCAAAACCCAUCUGAAAAAGGUCAAAUGCCGGUCAGAAAGAGGUCAACUGCAAGUCUUAUGCCUAGUGAAUUCUGAAUUAUCUCUGAAGCGUUUCAAACUGAUGCCUAAGCCGAUCAACACAGGACCUAAAUUCUGGUUGGUCUUGAUGCAUACAAGGCCAAAGCAGACUCCCCGAAGCUACCGGCAUUAUAAGAAAAGGUUACUGCAAAUUUUUUGAAAACCUAUUGUUUCCUGGUGCCUAACAGAUAUCCAUGCAUGUUUGGAGGAUACAUGUAUGUACAACAGUAUGUUUAUGUAACAAUAAUGUUUAAGUGAUGACAAAAAGAUCUUCUGCUAUGUUUUUAAGGUGGCCAGUUUGAGGCCAUCUCCAUAUGUGCAAUACACAUUUAUUGUUACAUGUAUUUUCCAUCUUGGCAGAUCCUAUAUACCCCACUACUGCUAUUCUAUGGCAGCCAAAGACUGUCAGAGUGAAUGUGUCCUCCUUGAACAAUUACAAUGUUGGACAUAAGAUUAUAAAAGGUACUGACUGUAAGUGUUAUACUUAAUUAAAGCCCUACUUGUGCUGUUUCUUUGUGAUUUAGUGGUGGGUGCAAAAAACUGCGCCACCUCUAGAUACAUUGAGCAAGUGUAGCAGUGUCAGUAGGAAUGCCAGCUAUAUCUGCUCCAUUGUCUUGGUAGUUAUAUCUGAAAAAAUUAUAUUGUAUUGCCAGCUGAUAACACAAACAAAAUGUCAUAGACUAAAAGAUAAAUAAAUGCCACAAAUGCCCAAGCCCCUUUAUUGAUAUAGAAGAGGGGCUACAGCAUUUUAAUUAUAUAUUUAUUUUUUUACAAUUAUCUAUUUCGGACAUCCAUAACAGUAUAUUGUCUAUUAGAUAUUUCUAACUCCGAAAGUUGAAUGAUAAAAUCCUAUUUUGAUUCAGCAUAAUAUAGCAAAUAAGGCAAUCUGAAUAUAAUCAAGACCUGCUGUUUUAACAUUGGUGUUCUACCACAAUUAAAAAAAAAAAAAA